GAGGAAAGCCGACUGACUUUCCCGGCCUCCCGGGGCCGCCCCAGGGCUCCAGAACCCCCGCGCCGUUCUAGCUAGGUGGACUCUUCCGUCCGCGGGUCCCGCCUGACCUGCCCCUGCCUGGGGCGCCCGGGGCCGCACCUUUUAGGGACGGGGGGAGGGGCACAAAAGGCUGGCUCUCGGGGCCUGGGUCCUCUAGCAGACUACGGGGGGGGGGGCGGCCCCGAGGGCGACUGGAUGGGGAGGAGGCGGAACUUAGUAGCAGCUGGGGAGGAGCAAUGACAGGGAGGAGCCUUAGUGGGUGUGGCUUAGGGGGGAAAUGGGCGGGGCAGAGCGGUUGUUGGGAGUGGGAGGAGCUUAGACAAAGGGUGGGGUUUGGUAAAGGGGCGUGGCUCAGUGAGAAUGGUGGCGGGGCCCUAGGUUGAAGGGUCCUAAUUGAGGCUGAGUGGGGAAACGGGGGCUCAGUGUGAAGAUGGGAGAAGCUUAGAGGUGGAGUUUCUUCAGGGGCGUGGCUUAGAGAAAGUGAUGGGUACAGUGAGGGGGUGGGGUUUAUGCAUGUAAUUUGGGGAGUAUUAGUGGAAAUAUCAAGCCUUUAUAAUGCAAGUGAAAUGAGGGCCUGGAACGACUGAGAAAGUGAGAAAGGGUCGUGGAGAGUGUCUUGGAAAGGACGGGGCUUACUUCAAGGAUGAGUUUAAGGAAAAAUUGAGUGGGGUUUUGGAGGCAGGUCUUAGUGAAGAAGAUACGGUGGGAUUUAAAGAGGACACUCAGAGGUAGGUACUUAGAGGACAGUUGUAAUCAAAACAGCUUACCUGUUGAGUCUUUGCUGUGCGCAGGCCUAAGUAAGCAGGCAGUCCGCAUGACCACAAUUUUGCUUAGUCCUCAUCGCCACUCCAUGAGAGAGCCCCCACCCGCCACUGCCCUCGUGCCACGCCACAAUGGAUGAUGCCCCGCUGCCAGAGCCCCGGGUCCCUGCCCCAGCCCCAGCACCACCCGCCGCCACCGCCCCUCGGGUCCCGUUUCACUGCAGUGAGUGUGGCAAGAGCUUCCGCUAUCGCUCGGACCUGCGGCGCCACUUCGCCCGGCACACUGCGCUCAAGCCCCACGCGUGUCCGCGCUGCGGCAAGGGCUUCAAGCACAGCUUCAACCUGGCCAACCACCUGCGCUCGCACACAGGCGAGCGGCCCUACCGCUGUUCUGCCUGCCCCAAGGGGUUCCGAGACUCUACCGGCCUGCUGCACCACCAGGUUGUCCACACUGGUGAGAAGCCCUACUGCUGCCUGGUCUGCGAGCUCCGCUUCUCCUCACGCUCCAGCCUGGGUCGCCACCUCAAGCGCCAGCACCGCGGUGUGCUCCCGUCCCCCCUGCAGCCCAGCCCGGGCCUGCCUGCCCUGAGUGCACCCUGCUCCGUCUGCUGCAACGUGGGGCCCUGCUCAGUGUGCGGGGGUGCUGGGGCCAGCGGCGGCGGAGAGGGCCCGGAGGGGGCCGGCGCGGGCCCGGGCAGCUGGGGGCUGGCGGAGGCGGCAGCUGCAGCAGCGGCCUCGCUGCCCCCAUUCGCGUGCGGUGCCUGUGCACGGCGCUUCGACCAUGGCCGUGAGCUGGCUGCCCAUUGGGCCGCACACACAGACGUGAAGCCCUUCAAGUGCCCACGCUGCGAGCGCGACUUCAAUGCUCCCGCACUGCUGGAGCGGCACAAGCUGACGCACGACCUGCAGGGCCCUGGCGCACCCCCAGCGCAGGCCUGGGCCGCGGGGUCUGGCGCUGGGCCCGAGACCCCUGGCGAGGGUGGUGCUGUGGAGGCGGGUGACGCUGGAGCGGCCUGGGACGGCGGGCUACUCCUGGGCCGCGCGGGGGGCGGCGUGCCCGAGUUGGGGCGGCUGCUUCCUGAGGGCGGCGGGGAGGCCCCUGCUCCAGCGACUGCGGCGGAGCCAUCGGAAGACACCCUAUACCAGUGCGACUGUGGGACCUUCUUCGCAUCGGCUGCGGCCCUGGCCAGCCACCUGGAGGCGCACUCGGGGCCGGCCACCUAUGGCUGCGGCCACUGCGGGGCGCUGUACGCAGCUCUGGGGGCCCUGGAGGAGCACCGGCGUGCUAGCCAUGGCGAGGGCGGCGGGGCAGAGGCGGCUACAGCAGUCCCCGAGGGGGAGCCCGCGUCUGGGGAGCCCUCGUCCGGCUCCGGCCGCGGCAAGAAGAUCUUCGGCUGCUCCGAGUGCGAAAAGCUGUUCCGCUCGCCGCGCGACCUGGAGCGGCACGUGCUGGUGCACACGGGUGAGAAGCCGUUCCCGUGCCUCGAGUGCGGCAAGUUCUUCCGCCACGAGUGCUACCUCAAGCGCCACCGGCUGCUGCACGGCACCGAGCGGCCCUUCCCCUGCCACAUCUGUGGCAAGGGCUUCAUCACGCUCAGCAACCUCUCCAGGCACCUGAAGCUGCACCGGGGCAUGGACUGACCUGCGCCCCUUCCUGCCACCACCGCCUGGGGCUGGACUCAGGGCCCGGCCCAGGAGACGGUCCAAAUCCAGACACGCCCUGAGAUGAGGGGACCCUGGUUGGAGAGAUGGGCCACUAGAAACCCACACAGACCCCUGAGCUGAUGGACAGCAAAUAAAGGGAAAACUCCUCAGCUCGGGGGUCUGGGGUCUAUGGAGAGACUCCUGAGCUUGAGGACCCCCUGGAAUCUGUGCUAGGCACCUCCAAAUCAAUGGCCUCUAAGUUGGGGGACCUAGGAAUGAGAAAUGGGUCUUCAAAAGUACUCAUCUUGAGGGCCCUAAUAAGCGAUGGGCACACCUCCCCCACGGGAAGUCUGCCUUCUCCCUGAGAGCCAUCAUUCCAAACAAUCUGGAUGUGGAGAAUGUGGGGGGACCAUGUCCUCAAAUUUCCCUGGCCCCUCCAAGUGCUACCCACCACAGUCACUGGUGCCCUCAGAUAAUGGAUAUACCGGAGUCUGCCUUUCCUGCCACUUCAUUCCCUAUGCCGAAAGAGGACCAGGGUAGAUGCCCCCUGCCCUCCACCCACUCCCCAAUUAGGUUUCCCUCCCCUGCUGCAGAAUGGACUAACCCUAAUGAUCUCCUCCACCCCCAAACGCUAGAAUAGGCUGGUUUGGAAUCCCUCUGCCCAGUAGAAUGGACUGAUCCGAUACGUACACCCCUGUCCACUGGAAUGGGCUGGCCCAAGUCGAAGCCUGCACCCCACCCUCCUUAGAGUGAAUAGGGCAGACACUCCCCUUCCUCUUCCACUGUCAUUCCCCGUCCUGUGAACUCACCUGAGUGGGAGGUGGUGGACACUGGGUAGCCCUCCUGCUCUGCUGUAGCACCUGUCGUCUUUCCAUCUCUGUCGGUUUGUCUCUGUCCCUUCCAAACCCAAGGGGGAGGGGGUUUGGCUAGGGGGUACCCCUGUGAACCUCCACCUCACCCCCUUGUCCCACUCCCCAAUGUCUCCAGGACCCCAAUAAACCUUGUCCUGUCAGUCA
Molecule: messenger RNA, 3460 nt
Organism: Rhinolophus ferrumequinum (greater horseshoe bat)
Lineage: Eukaryota; Metazoa; Chordata; Mammalia; Chiroptera; Rhinolophidae
Gene: FIZ1
Product: FLT3 interacting zinc finger 1
Exons: 3
Coding region: 933-2441 (502 amino acids)
Source: RefSeq, a predicted model, not a curated record